Cajanus cajan (pigeon pea) is the source of this 984-nucleotide messenger RNA. The record is from RefSeq and is a predicted model, not a curated record. NCBI's taxonomy places the organism in Eukaryota, Viridiplantae, Streptophyta, Magnoliopsida, Fabales, Fabaceae.
AUGGCUUGUCCCGAGGCUAUCUCGAAGGUUAACCAUAUUCUCAACAUCCCCAUCCUCAACCCACACUGUGAAGAUAAACGCAUCUGGGACUGGAACCCCUCUGGUUCUUACACUGUUCGAUCUGCAUAUAAAGCGUUUGAGGGAUUCCUCCUCCUCAAGUUCUCUUUAUUAACCAGGACAUCCUCCCUACUCGACCAAACCUUCAAAAAAAAGGCAUUAGCUGUCCCAGUACGUGUUUCAGAUGCGAUAUUGAUAUUGAAAACACCUGGCACACUUUCUUCAGCUGCCCAUCAGCCAAGCUAUGCUGGCAGGGAAUGCUGGGCUCCCCAAGACGUCGCAGAAUUUUCCCUGAUCCUUUGGAGCAUGUGGCAUAGUCGAAAUGCUUUGCACUGGAACAACACUCCUUGGAACCAGAACGAGAUCAUCCUUCGUGCCUCCUCCAUGCUUCAUGAUUGGGCCACCGCUAACAGAGCUACUUCGGCGCAGCACUCCAAACCCCCUCCUAAACAGCGCUGGUCUCCUCCUUCCCAAGGGUCUCUUAAGUGCAACAUCGCCACUUACUCCUUCCCGAUGGAAGGGCUUACUGGAAUUGGCAUCUGCAUUAGAGACCACCAAGGAGCCUUUAUUAGAGCUCGAACAACCACCAUCAAAGGCAGUAUGGAGCCCCACGUUGGUAAAGCCUUUGCUUUUCUCCAUGCUAUCAACUGGACCCACAAUCAGAACUUGGAGAAUAUUAUAUUCGAAACAGAUUGUAAACGCAUUCCCCCUUAUUUCUCCAAUCACCUUUCCGCAGACACAUCUGAAUUUGGUUGCCUCCUUGACCAAUGUAAGCCUUUUAUGGCAAAACCCUCAAACUCUCAUGUGAGUUUCUCCCCUAGAUCUGCCAAUAUUGUUGCUCAUAAGCUUGCUAAAGCAGCAAUAGACAGUGCAGGCUCUCCCUUCCUAUGCUAUGAGUGUCUUCAUGAUCCCACCCCGAACCAUUGA